AUGAAACUUUUCACUAUAGCUAAUAUAACUUUGCUACUCAGCUUCUCAGUCCCGGUUAUUUCAUCGCCGAUCCAGAAAAGAAAUAAACAUACUUUAGAAGUACCUCAUGAAAUGAGCUCAUUCAAUGUUUAUUGUAGGGGUGGGGCGAAAUAUGAUGGUGAAGAUCUCCGUGUUUUGGCCGGAGUUGGAGCAAUGUUACUGAAAUCAAACCAUUCACGAGUGAUACCGAUUUCCAAAUUCAGUUAUACAGUGGCAGGACCGUACUUUGCUAAAUCUAUAAAUGAUGUCGAUUACGUGGUAUUUACUGAGAUGGGAAUUUUUGUGGGUGUGGUUUCAGUGGGAAAUCCAGAUUUAGGGGAGAAAAUGGAGCCAUGUUUGAAUAUGUAA
This is a messenger RNA of Blumeria graminis f. sp. triticale, 387 nucleotides long. Lineage: Eukaryota; Fungi; Ascomycota; Leotiomycetes; Helotiales; Erysiphaceae. The record is from the annotation of a GenBank genome assembly.